Molecule: messenger RNA, 1316 nt
Organism: Hydractinia symbiolongicarpus
Lineage: Eukaryota; Metazoa; Cnidaria; Hydrozoa; Anthoathecata; Hydractiniidae
Exons: 3
Coding region: 142-732 (196 amino acids)
Biological process (GO): regulation of cell growth; regulation of signal transduction
Cellular component (GO): extracellular region
Molecular function (GO): insulin-like growth factor binding
Source: RefSeq, a predicted model, not a curated record
UUUUAUACACUGAAACCAAAGAAGACAUACGUGAUUACAUAAUUCCAUUGAUAAUAUUUGAACUGUUUGAUCGGUUGUCAGUUUGUUGUUGAUUUCAUUGCGAGCGGAUGUACGAAUGAUUUUCUGUCUGUUGUGAACACAAUGAGGAAUAUGAUAUUUUUCUACGUGACCUGCUUUGCCAUCCUGAGCUGGAUUGCUUCAAACACCACUGCGCUCAGCUGUAAUCCCUGUUUAAAACUGUUAUCAAAUGGAACUUUGGAAAACAUAGCAAAGUGCAGACCAGCAGGAGAAUGCAAAGGAGGACUUUCAAAAUCCGUAUGUGGUUGUUGUGAUGUAUGCGCAAAAGUUGAAAACGAGAAAUGCGGAGGUAUCUUUAUGAUUAAAGGAAGAUGUGAUAAAAAUCUGGAAUGCAAACCGGUAAAAGAAACCGAAAAGAAAAAUCCGUUCUUCAAUGGAAUAUGUGUACCAAUGUUAAAGCCUACGCUAGCAGCAACGCCGUCUGUAAACCUAAAACCACAUGUUGUUCCUACCCUUCUGCAUAUACAGAAACCAGAUGUUCCAAAACAUAAGAAAGAUCUGCUUCAAGAAGAAAGAAAAAUAUUACGAAAAAUCAUCAACUUCAAAGAAAACCCUUCGCUCCAAAAAGAGGCUGAACUUUUCAAACAUGGUAUUCCAAGGAACCACAUCGAUGAUGCUGUUGUGGUUGAUCCCGCUGACAAUGUGUACUAUUAGCGGGACUUUAAAUUAUGACUAAUAGCAUGACGCAUGUCGAAUGGUAUAAUACCGACCACAAGAAUACAAUCAAUAAUAUUUAAACUUACAAGUGGGCAGAAGGAAUUUCUCCCAUAAUUUCUACCACACGGCUGGUUCAGGAAAUGAAAAGAAUUCACAUAGACGUGUUGUCAUGGUUUCAAAGACAAAAUAAAACAUUUAAUCCGACAUCUAUGGAAUAGCGAAAAAUAAUGUGUCAAAUUGACAUUGGGUAUUGUGACUAAAAAAUUAAAAAUCUUUUAAAACAAUAAAUGUUGCUACAUGCGAAAACAACUCUGUUGUGUUAAAAAAAGAGCCUGGGCAGAGGUUGGUUUGUAUGUGAUGAGAAUGUGUAUAAAUAUAAUGUUUGCUCCAAUCAACUGUUCUUAACUCCUUCAAUAAGACGUGUUGUGAUUGUGAUGAACAAACAUUACAUCAAGUAUUACUUUGAAGUGUUGAAAAGUUGUUUUAUUUGGAGAGGGUAAUUAAAUUGCUACUUCACCCGAUGACCCUUUGAAUGAUAUAAAAAUACUUUAUCACACGUAAGACAGUUUCUUACGUCAAAA